Molecule: messenger RNA, 579 nt
Organism: Malassezia restricta
Lineage: Eukaryota; Fungi; Basidiomycota; Malasseziomycetes; Malasseziales; Malasseziaceae
Product: ribonuclease P protein subunit POP4
Exons: 2
Coding region: 1-579 (192 amino acids)
Biological process (GO): tRNA 5'-leader removal; rRNA processing
Cellular component (GO): ribonuclease MRP complex; ribonuclease P complex
Molecular function (GO): ribonuclease P RNA binding
Source: RefSeq, a predicted model, not a curated record
AUGGAUCUCGCCGCGCCUGACGCUGCGCAGCGUGUGUGGCGCGAGGUGCUGGGCCCCGACGCCGGCUCACGAGAACAGUAUGAAACACGGAUCCAUGGAAAAAAACUGCCGCUCGCGAAUAUCGAUCGCCCCGCGCCACCUCCCGCCACACCGAUGCUGCGGCACCAAUAUGCCAAGGCGAUGCGCCGUGCCACACGUACGCCUGCCAAGGCGAAACGGGCGCGACGCCGGCCCGUCAGCACCCCAUCGUUACCGCAGAUCGAGCCCCUUGUCUCAUUGUGGACGAGCUAUAUCCGCGAUGCUCUGGGCCUGCAUGGACUCACACGCACGUCGGCGAAUCUGCGUCUCCAGUCCACCUCAUACGUCACGUCGCUCCAAACCUCGCUGCUAAAAAUGGACUGGACGGGCGCACACGCCACAGUCAUACGCUCAUCACAACCGACGCACGUGCACAUCAGUGGCGUCAUUGUCCAGGAAACCCACGAAACGCUCCGUAUCGUGACGGAUGGCUCUAUCAAAUGUAAGUACGCGCUACUGACCCAUCAGGCAUCCCCAAACACAACACCGUGUUUCGCCUAG